This is a messenger RNA of Corythoichthys intestinalis (scribbled pipefish), 11911 nucleotides long. RefSeq names its product phospholipase C like 1 (gene plcl1). Gene Ontology annotation, biological process: lipid metabolic process; phosphatidylinositol-mediated signaling; release of sequestered calcium ion into cytosol. Gene Ontology annotation, molecular function: phosphatidylinositol-4,5-bisphosphate phospholipase C activity. Lineage: Eukaryota; Metazoa; Chordata; Actinopteri; Syngnathiformes; Syngnathidae. The coding region runs from base 587 to 4015 and encodes 1142 amino acids. The transcript is spliced from 12 exons. The record is from RefSeq and is a predicted model, not a curated record.
UCAAUUGUUCGGGUUUGCCGUCAAAAGUCUCUCGCUGACGUUGUUGCUGUGACCAAUGCAGCCGGGUCGGUACCAGCGAUACUUUUUUGAGGAAGAUCCCUGGCAUAUGCAAUGAAGAGCCAGCCUCUCGCUCCCUACUACUUCUUUCAACUUGGAUUCCUUGGCGCACUUUGACAUCGGAGAGGACGCGACCUAGCUAAGCGAAGGGUUCGAAACCCAUUUGGAUUGGGUCCACUUGCAAGUGCAACGCGACCGACGUGGGCGGGUUUUGACGCACACACGCGGAUCCCCCCUCCUCACGCAAAACACUGUGAGGACUUGUUGCGCUUCACCGGGGGAACACACCACUGUGCUUUUGCACCAUAAGAACCCUCCACGUACAGGGACUACACCUGGUUGCGUACAACUACCCAACCAGUGAAGCCAGCUCGUGGAUGCGGUUGUGAUUUAAGACCACGCGCGCACGCACUCGCGCGUCUGAUUCUUCUUUAUUUGAACAUUUCAAUGGCAUUCAAGCAAAGCCGAGUACAACUUUCUUAGGUUGAUUAAUUUCCUCUUGUAAAUCGCCUAAUCAAACUGCGUCAAUAUGUCCGAGCGCGAUGGACUGUGUAGCGACGGCGCUCCGGACUUUAUCCCGGCCAGAGUGUCCCGCGGCCGGCGGAGCGGUGUCACGCUGCCCGGCGGUCCGGACCCGGAGACCAUAGUGAUGGAGUCCGUGAAGGUAGCACCGCGUCGUAGCAGCAUCAUAAAGGAUCCUUCAGUGCAGAAAGUGGGCGGAGGCAGAAAGAAGACCGUGUCAUUCAGCAGCAUGCCCUCAGAGAAGAAGGUUAACAGCGCAGCCGACUGCCUGGCCUUCAUGCAGGGCGGAUGUGAGCUGAAGAAAGUGCGCCCAAACUCCAGGAUCUACUGUCGCUUUUACACAUUGGAGGCUGACCUGAGCUGCUUGCGCUGGGAACCGUCCAAGAAGGACGGGGAACGGGCACGUCUGGACGUCUCCAGCAUUCGAGAAGUGCGGACCGGGAAGAGCACCGAGACCUUCCUGCAUAACGGACUCCUCUCUGAACAACUUGCUGAGGAAGCCGCGUUCUCUGUCAUACAUGGAGAGGACUACCAGUCUCUGGACCUGGUGGCACUCUCUGCGGACGUGGCCAACAUUUGGGUGACCGGACUCCGCUACCUGCUGGCACACCCAACUGCCGUCGGAGCUGGACUGGGAGGAGGUGGCGGUAUGGGAGAUGGAGGAACGAUGGAGGGCAGUCUGGGUAGCAAACUGAGGAACGAGUGGCUGGCAACAGAGUUUGCCCGAGUGGAUGAAGAUGGUUAUGGCAUCGUGUCUGAGGAUGUGGCAGUCAAGACCAUUGUUAAACUUUGUCCUGGCAUUAAGGAGGCUAAGGUCCGUCUGCGCUUCAAGGAGAUCCAGCGUAGUAAGGAGAAGCUAACGUCCCAUGUGACGCGCGAGGAGUUCCAGGAGGCCUACUGCGAGCUGUGCACCCGGCCGGACGUCUACUUCCUUAUGGUACAGUUGGCCAAGGACCGUGAGUGUCUGGACCCUCAGGACUUGCGCCUCUUCUUGGAGACGGAGCAGGGGCUGUCCUUGGCCACAACCGAGGGCUGCUUGGAGCUCCUGAGACGCUAUGAGCCCUCGGCACAGGGCAAGGAGAGAGGGCUGCUGGGAUUGGACGGCUUUGCUCGCUAUCUGCAGUCUCCUGAGUGCCAGCUGCUGGAUCCUGAGCACGAGGGAGUGUGCCAGGACAUGAACUUGCCCCUCUCACACUACUACAUUAGCACCUCGUACCGGUCCUACCUUCUAGAUGAUCAGGUCCAUGGCAGAGCGGACCUAGGCGGGCUAAUUAAAGCACUUCAGUCUGGGUGUCGGUGCCUGGAGCUCGGAGUAACAGACGGCCCAGAGGGGGAGCCUCUACUUGGAGUUGACUAUGGUCCAGAUAUCUCUUGUCAUCAUCAUCAGCACCAUGCACCCGUCACCAUCCGCUCUGCUUUGGAGGUGGUCAACAAGUACGCCUUCCUGACCUCGCGAUAUCCACUCCUGUUGUACUUGUGCCAACGCUGCUCGCCUGCCCAGCAACGUACAAUGGCACAGCAUCUUAAGAAGGUGCUUGGCUCCCGGCUUUACACUCCGGAAUCCCUACCGGUCAGUCUUGGGAGUCGAGCCACCACCUUACCUUCCCCAGAACAGCUGAAAGGACGUGUCCUACUAGUGGGCAAGAAACUUCCUCCAGAGCAUGAAGGAUCUGAUGGAGAGGUGUCUGAGGAGGAAGAAGAGAUAGGAGGAGGUGGUCCUCUAGCUGGACGACGAAUGACCAUUCCGGGUGAGGAGGAUCUUGGUGUCGUAUUGGUAGUACCGCCGCCCUCGCAACCAAGGAAGCUCCGGCUACACAAAGAACUCUCUGAUUUGGUAGCCAUUGCUCGGACAGACAGCCGCCACUUUUACGCCCAACGAGCUGUUCAUAAGCAGCAUUCGCCACCCAGCAGUCCAGGGUCUCCUGGGACUCCCUUGAUGAACGAGACACCAUACUGGACUUUGUGCUCCCUGGGCGAGGGUGAGGCAGGGCGGUUGACUACAGAGAGCCCAGAAGACCUCGUCAUGUUCACCAAGCGCACUUUAACAAGGGUGCGGCCCAGCUCGGUGCGCCUAGACUCCAGCAACCCCAACCCACAGGGAUAUUGGAAAGGAGGUGUGCAGCUCGUGGCCUUAAACCAGCAGACCCCUGGAGCCAUGCUGGACCUUCACAAGGGCCGCUUCUCUCAAAAUGGGGGGUGUGGUUAUGUUCUUCGACCUGCCGUCAUGAGGGACGAGGUGUCGUAUUUCAGCGCCCAUACGCAUGGAUGCGUGCCUGGUGUACCACCGCAAACUCUUCGAAUUAAGGUUAUUAGUGCACACAACCUACCUAAACCUCAGGGAUCAGGUGCCAAAGGAGAGGUCAUUGACCCCUACGUGGUCCUGGAACUUCACGGAAUACCAGCUGACUGUGCAGAACAGCGUACACGCACUGCUCUCCAGAACCAGGAUGACCCCCUCUUUGACGAGACCUUUGAAUUCCAAGUCAACAUGCCCGAGCUUGCCCUUCUUCGUUUCGUCGUGCUGGAUGACGACUACAUUGGAGACGACUUCAUCGGCCAGUUCAGCGUGGCGUUUGAGUGCCUUCAGUCCGGCUACCGCAACGUGCCCCUGCUAGACCUGACGGGGGAAACCUUACCUCACGCCAGCCUCUUUCUCCACGUGGCUGUCACUAACCGACGAGGGGGCGGCAAGGCCCACCGCAGAGGCUUGUCGGUGAGGAGGGUGGGCCGGCGCGGGCGCGAGUAUGUCACAUUGAGGAACACGGGUAUCAAGACAGUAGACGAGACCUUCAAACUGGCCGGCGCACCCCUGAAAGAGGUGAUGGACCUGCGGGAGGAAGCUCAGGGUACCAUUGCCAGUUUCAAAGAACAGUGUGGGCUCCCCACGGUGGCCAAACUCAAACAGUGCAUCCAGAGCCUGGCCACCAGGCUGCAAAGCCCAGAGGGCACCAUCGGGGUCACAAUGGUGCUGAAGGAGGGCUACCCAUGUCUAGAGGCCCUCGUCACUGUGUCCGAGCCCACACGCAAGCUGCUCUCUGCCUAUGACACGAUGAUUGCGGCCCAGAAACAGCUGAUUGAGAAUGCUGAUGGCGUCCAGGAAAGGAUUGCACAGGUGCAGAGAGCAGGCAUGGAAUUCCAUGAAGAUCUGUCUCGUUUGGGGGAGAAGGAAGGCAUGAAAGGGUGCAAGCUGAGCAAAGCUGUGGAAAGCUUCACUUGGAACGUCACUGUACUCAAGGGUCAGAGCGACCUGCUCCGUGGAGCCAAGAUGGAUGCUCUGGAUGCUCUGAGGCAGGUGGCGUUGGCCUGCGAGGCCUCUGGACUCACCUCGUCCGCCUCCAACUCCUCCUCAUCCACUUUCACCACGGCUGAGCUGCACUACACCUCUCAUAACCUUACCGUGCGCCGAAGCAGCACGCACAGCAACGGACGCAUCUGACGUUGUUUCUUACCGGCUGGAACCUAUAACGCAAUGAAGUACAGUAAGAGUCCACUUCGGGCAAGUUGUGGGGUUUGAACUGAAGAGAGGCCUUUGUUGAGCGACUUAAAAUUCCUACUUUAUUUUCAAACAGAACAUUCCAGACUCGGGUGUCAAAGUCAAGCGCAAUUUUCUCGGUAUACAGAACAUUGACAAAUUCUGAGCAAUUCGCGCUAAGAAGGCAGCGUGUGAAGUUGACGUGCGGAACACAUUAAACUAAAGGCUCCCUCCGUCACUUAUAAUUUAACUCCAGUGUUUGAACAUACUGAAAGACAAAAAUAAUGAGUUGAGAACUGAGUGCACUGAUUUAUAGAUUUAGUUCUGAAUUUGGGGGUUAAAAGAAAAAAAAAGUAAUUCUUGCCUGACAGAACGAUUUUGUAAAAUCAGUAUAAAUUAAGAAAACAUGAGAUUUUAGUCACAUUUUCCUAUUUAAUAUUAAGAUUUUUGUUAAAUUAUUGCUAUAAUGAAUAGAAAAGUCAUUUAAAAUAUCAAAAAAGGGAAUGAAAUAACCCAGCAAUCAAUUUGAAUACUUGACCUCAUGGUUUAUGUUUACAUAAAGCUUCGUCUAAUUGGAUUUUGUGGUUUCAUACAUUGGUUUAUCCUAGACUUUAAUUUCAUGUUAAAAUUGAGCAUUUUUCUCCUCUCCUGAAUUGACUCAAUAACCUGUCAGAAACACUGUCAUUUCACAAAUGAUCAUGUUACCAGUACAAGUGGCUGAAUUUGGGUGCAGGUUAUUGGGGCCUUUGCUUCUUGUCAUGUCAACUCGAAGAGGUUGAAAUGUGAGGAGGAUAGGUCGUAAUUGGAGAAAGGUUGUUUUUCAGAAGACAUACUGUACAUGUGGCUCACAUGUCCCCAUUUCCUGAGACGGUGUAAAAACAGUACAACGCUGUACUGUACUAGUAUGUAAUGGAUGUAGCAAUAACAAAAAAUAGAGACAUGGCUGAACAAAUAGAUUUUGGAUGUUGUCUUUCUAAUCAAUCUCUUUUGACUCUUUGAAUGUGUGAAAACAGCCACUGCCUGUUGAAAAUAAUGUUUAACUUUGGCCUUUAGAGUGCAAAUAUGUGUUGUCUUUGAAUUAUUAUGUCAUCUUUUAAUCUGAACUCCUUGAGUCUUGUUAUCUGUAUGUUCUGAACCUACAUUUUCGCUUAUUUGAUAACAUGCAAACUACUCACAUAAAGCAAACCCCAGAACUGUUGGCAAAUGUGCUAAGCACUUUCUUGUAAUGAAAUUACUAGUUAAGAUUUAAAAAAAAAAGAAGAAAAAAAAAAAGAAGAAAGAAAACAAAAAUCUUUCAAAAGAAUCACUGGAUUAGUUGACCAAGAAUCGUCUCGACUUCAUCGAGUCCACACUGUUCACAUUUAUUGCCUGACCUUUAAUGAGACAUUUGUCUGCGAUCGCCGAUGCAAAUUUGACAAGGAACUCAAUCUUAAAGUUUUCUCCUUAACACUUUGCAGUGGUACCUCGACAUACGAUAUUUCGACACACGACUUUUUUGACAUCCGACAUAAAAUUUGACUCGCCAUUUGUUUCUACAACCCCUAGCAAAAAGUAUGGAAUUACCAAUCUCGGACGAGCACUCACUCAGACAUCUUAUCAUGUAGAACAAACUCAGAUAAAAGGCUUGAAAAAGAAUGUAUUAGUUCAAAAGGGCAACUCUAUAGCAUUCUGAAACACUAAAAGAAAUGAAAAAAAAAAACAACAACAUUGUGUUGGUCAGUAAAUGUUACUUUUAUAGAGCAAGUGCAGGGAAAUAUAUAUGGAAUCACUCCAUUCUGAGGAAAAAAAUAUGGAAUCAUGAGAAACAAAAAAAUAACAAUCAAAACACAUCUCUAGUAUUUAGUAGCACCACCUCUGGCUUUUAUGACAGCUUGCAGUCUCUGAGGCAUGGACUUGAUGCAUAUUCUUCAUCAAUUUGGUGCCAACUCUCUUUGAUUGCAGUUGCCGAUCAAGCUUGCAGAUCGGACAGAGCCUUGAUGUGGACCAUUUUUUUCAAUUUCCACCACAGGUUUUCAUUAGGGUUGAGAUCUGGGCUAUUAGCAGGCCAUGACAUUUACUGGAUGAGUCUUUCUCAAAGGAAUGCUUUUAGCUCUGUGGCAUGAUGCAUUGUCAUCUUGGAAAAUGACAAACAUAUCUUCAAUUGAAGGGAUAAGAAAACCGUCUAAAAUUUCAACGUAAACUUGUGCAUUUAUUGAAGAUUAAACCAAAGCCCCAGUGCCUUUGCCUGACAUGCAGCCCCAUAUCAUCAAGGACUGAGGGAAUUUUGAUGUUUUCUUCAGGCAUUCAUCUUUGUAAAUCUCACUGGAACAGCAUCAAACCAAAGUUCCAGCAUCAUCAACUUGUCCAAUGCAGAUUCUUGACCCUUGACACCUUGUCCAAUGCAGAUUCUUGACUCUUGACAAGGUGAUGAUGCUGGAACUUUGCACUUGCUCUAUAAAAGUAACAGCUUCGUCAGGUUUCUAAUAAUUUAUUCCAUCAACUUGUACAACAAAACACGCCUACUGUCCCCUGCAGCUGAACAAAGUAAACAGAGUGAAAGUAAAAAGUUGCAUCUCACUCUGUCAAGUCAGCCACGCGAUGUGUUCAGGUACACCACGCAAACAAAUUCGCUACAUUAGAACCCGAUUCGUUACAUUAUUACAGGUAUUAUUAUUAUUAUUAUUAUUACUAUUAUCAUAUUAUUAUUAUUCCAAUUUUAAUUCAUACUUUAUUUGUCUUGCUCUGUGUAAUGGCUAUUUGCAAUAGUACCAGCAGUAUUUAUUAAGGAUUUAGUAUAGGUUUUCGGGCUGUGGAACGAAUUGUUGGAAUUAUAAUGUAUACUUAUGGGAAAAUAAUGCUCGUACGACCAUUUCGACUUACAGACAAGGUCCUGGAACGAAUUAACGUCUUAUGUAGAGGUACCACUGUAUUUAAACUCAUUUUCAUAAGACAGUUAUUAUUGUGACAUGACACUGUUAUGAACAUUAAUUAAAGGGGAGGUUCAGAAUUUUUGAGAUUAGGCUUAAUCUACGAGUUAGUGAAGUUUUAAUUAGUUGGGUGAGUUGAUUUCAACAAAAACCGUGCAGUUUGUUAGUUGUUUGGUAGUUUCAGGGCUCCGGAGUGGCUAAGUUUGUGUGAGUCAAUGUUAAAAUCUUAGCAUGCCAAUAUAAAACAACAUAUGCACGCAGGAGAAUCACCGAUGACACCUGCAAUCAAUAGUGUUGGCUUUGUUUUCAGGAUAAAGUUAUUAAAAUUACCACUGCAUGUCAAUAAUUGUAGUAUGAAUAGCAACAUUUGUAAUGCAGCAGCUCUGCAGGGAACAGGCUGCAGAGCGGAAUGAUAUUUUUCCCACCGGUGUGUUUAUGUCGUAGUCAGCAGCAAGUAACCACAGUUUAUAUUGUUCCUCGUUCUUCAUUGGGUGUUUGUUAAAACUUUCCACAGCCUCUAAAUGCUCAUUUCACCAUGUUGCCAUCCUUCAUUCAACUCAGCAGACUGAUGCUGCCUACAAGAAGUCGGAGUGUCCAACCUCCGACCUGUAAAUAUGUAAUUGGAACGCCACUCGAACUGGGAGUUCCUAGUCGCGAACUCGAAAAAAAAGUACCCAGACAUCACAAGUUGCUUCAAUCUGAUGCCACCCUACAAAAUGGUGCUGCCUGCCAAAAAGCAGACCGCCAAUAGUAAAACUAAAGAAAACAGUUUACAGUGUGUGCUAUUUACCUCAGCCGUCGUUUUUCCCUCCCUCCUUUUUUGAUCGCUUACGAGAAGGCAGGUUUGCGGAGGUCAAAAUGUCUUUUGAUGGCCAAAUUAAAAAACAAUUUGUUGCGAUCAGCCAUCUUUGCUGUUUAAAUUCGCUUGGAACGCUACGAGGUUGCAACUGGUACCAUCCAAGUGGGAUAAGUCCAACUUACAACCUUCCUCAAAUGCAGCAUGAGCACGAGUGGCUGAAGCACUCCUCUCUAUUGUGAUCGCAUUACGCAUGUUAAAAAAUUGUCCUACAGAAUUAAAUGAAUUACGGCAGCUUGGUGUGACAUUGUUUUUGCCGUAUGGGUAUUUCGAACAAUGAUCUGCAUUUUUAAUUUAUUUGACGAUCUUAAAUCUGUUAAUAUAGUUUAAUAUUGGCAUGCUAAGAUUAUACCAUUGACUCGCGCUAGCUUAGCCACUCCAGUGCCCUAAAACAAAUAUCUGACAAACUGUGCGGAAUUUGUUGAAAUAAACUCCACCAACUAAUUAAACUCUCGCUAAUUCGAAGAUUAAGCCUAAUCUUAAAAAAUUCUAAACUUCCCCUUUCAUGGUAAUGACAGAUGUCAGUCCAAAUCCUAAAACAGUUUCUAAACUCUAAUCUCAACACAAAGACAUUUGGAAAAAAAUCUCAAUAUUGCAUCAAAAGUGACAUAAAUUACUGAAUGACACGCAGUGACAUCUGUCGUAAACCCUUAUUCAUAUGCAUGACAGGUGUCAUGUCAUCAUUAUGAUAGUCUUAUGACUCAGUUCAAAUAAAGUGUAACCAUUUUCUCUUGAAUUGGAAUUCCAUACAUCCCAGGCAUCCUCAGCAAUGAGGUUAAAGUGGUCCAGUUCAGUAAAACAUCUUCAAGAUCACUGGUUAAAUUCAUGCCAUAUUGACUACACAAAAAUCAGCAAUGAAUACAAUUUAAAUUGAUUUAUGCUUGAUUUGAAUUCAACCUUUAACUGAAACUCUGAAGUAUUGUACCAUGAAGUCCUUGUGGUGUACUGCACUACCCCUCUCAUGUCUAUGCUUGUUUUUAUUGUCUUUUAAUCAACUACGUAUGCAUCGCUUUCCCUUCAUAAGUACAGUUGGGCCAAAAGAUGAAUUGGGACGAUAGCGAGAGUUUGGUUUGAGAUCAUUUUUCUGGAUGGUAAAAUUAAUUCAGAUCCAACUAGUUUAUCACUUAGGCGGGCUGCCAUAGAAUCAAAGUAAAUGGCGGGUCUACUGUUUGAAACCGGGAACUGUUACAGCACGGUUGUAGAGUCAUUUUCGUUUAUGUCUCUGCUCAUCUUCUUACCUGAUCUGGACAUGAAUGAUGCAUCUACUCCCGUAAAGCAAACCACAGUAUUAUCUUUCGAGGUCCGCUUCACAAACCUGCUGACAUGUCGGGAGGGUUAUAUACGCUACAUUACUGUACAUGCGGUGACAGGGCAAAACAAGCCUUUUCGGAGGGUCGUUGCAUUAUGUUUUAGUAAUUAGGUCUGACCUGGUUUACAUUGAACGACACAGCCCCGCUGCCCCACAGAGGGUUAGCGGCUAGCUAUUGGAGAGUAAAAUAACCAUUAAAAGGGAUGGCGACAUAACCCGAAUUUCCACGUAGGUCCGAAUUAACCCUUUAAGUACCCCUAAUUUCCCCCAAAUCUCAAAAUAACUAUCCAAAAACAUGCAUUUUUCAUCAUUGUACUGUCCUCCCCAAGACGUUGGCAGACGUCCCUGUGGUUUGCUGACUUUUUUCAGCUGCCCAUAACAUUAACACUUGCAGAAAAGAAAAAAAAAAAGAAAUUAAAUCAGUUUCAUCUUGAAUAACAGCAAUACAAAUUUGUGUUUAUAACUAGCUGCUGAUACAGCAACAACAAUUCACACAAACAAUUAGCACGUAUCAGUUAGCGUCCGCUCAUCAUCAAAAAUAAUCACAUUAACUCGUCCCAAGUAUCUGAUCACAAUUAAAAACGCACAAUGAACAGUACAAAAGGUGCUAAAUACAGGUGAUACCUCUAUGGAUGCUUCACAAACAAAAGUCAACAUUAUUUUAAAAAAAUAAUAACGAUUGACAAGACUCUGGCGUCGUAAAGUUGAAAUCACGUAACUCGGGUACGUCGUCGUAACCCAGUGACUACCUGUAGUUUGGCUUUGAAGCAAUGAAAAAAUAAAUUACGUAAGAACUUAUUUUUUAAAAAUGAUUUUCCACAGUUUUUAACAAAUCUGUAGAGUGUUGCAACGUUUAUAUGGAGCCAAGGUAAAUAUUUCAAUAUUUUUCAGACUUUCGGAAUGAUCCAUUUCAUUGUAUUUACAUAUACUUGGGUUUUAAAUCCAUUGUCCUUUCUGCUCGGACGCGUCAUCAUACUUAGGCAAUGUAAUGAGACAAAUUGCGUCAUUUAUUAAUCUCAGAAUCUAACUAACGCUUCGCUCACCUUCUUGGAAAUCUCACUAUCCCUGGACUUUAACGAGGCCCUAAUUUUGGUUUACAGCGUGUUCAUGUUUUUGAACGUGUUUACAUGGCCUCAAAUUACUAGAUCACUGCCAAAUACCCGGUUUUUAAAUGGUUACUGACAUGGCCUGUGUUCAUGAAGGAUACGGACCAAACAAAAUCUGUGAGUAAUUGACGCUCUCUCAAAAGGUUUAUCAUUGCCUAUAGGUGUCAUAAGAUGUGAUAAAGCACUACCUUUGUCUGUACUCAAACUCCUGAUUUCACUUCAACCUAGUUCCUUUGUUCCAAUAUGUCACCAAGUAGUGGUAAAGUGCUACUUUUUUUUGAAUGAAGUUCUUCAUUUCGUUAAAAAAAUGUAUAAAAUAGUUCCUUGACACAAAUAUGGCGCCAAAGAAAUGCUCUCAUUGCCUUGCUUGAGUGCAAACCAGUAAAUUUCUUGUUUUGUUUUUUAGCAAGUAAUGCAGGAAAGGUUUUAAAAAUACAUUUUCGUGAAUGCUAAAUUGCAAGUAUGCAGCAUAUCCCGUUACGGGUUUCACUUUUUGAGUUUGACUAUUGAAAUGAAAUAAUUUCAUUCAAAUGUAUUAAGAUGCACACAUAUGUAAUGUGAAUUCCUCAUUUUAAUCUUCAUCAAAAUGCUUGUAUUUCAUUUAAUUUUUACAAUUAAAAGAAAAUACUCAUGCCUUAUAGGCAACCACUAAUUGUGCAAGUUCUCCCACUUGAAAAUAUUAGAGAGGCCUGUAUUUGUCAACAUAUGUAAACCUCAACCAUGAGAGACAGAAUGUGGAGAAAAAAACCCAGAAAAUCUCAUUGUUUGAUUUUUAAAGAAUUUAUUUGCAAAUCAUGGUGGAAAAUAAGUAUUUGGUCAAUACCAAUAGUUCAUCUCAAUACUUUGUUAUGUACCCUAUGUUGGCAAUAACGGAGGCCAAACAUUUUCUGAACUCUUCACAAGCUUUUCACACACUGUUGCUGGUGUUUUGGCUCAUUCCUUCAUGCAGAUCUCCUCUAGAGCUGUGAUGUUUUGGGGCUGUCAUUGGGCAACACUGACUUUCAACUCCCUCCUCACCCCGUGGUGUCAAAAUGAUAAGAACGGUGAGCAAAAAUCCCACAACCAUAUUGGGGGACCUAGUGAAUGACCUACAGAGAGCUGGGACCACAGAAACAAAGGCUACUAUCAGUAACACAAUGCGCCGCCAGGGACUCAAAUCCUGCACUGCCAGACGUGUCCCCCUGCUGCAGAAAGUACACGUCCAGGCCCGUCUGCGGUUCGCUAGAGAGCAUUUGGAUGAUCCAGAAGAGGACUGGGAGAAUGUGUUAUGGUCAAAUGAAAUGAAAAUAGAACUUUUUGGUAGAAACACAGGUUCCCCUGUUUGGAGGAGAAAGAAUCCUGAAUUGCACCAUACCCAUCGUGAAGCAUGGGGAUGGAAACAUCAUGCUUUGGGGCUGUUUUUCUGCAACGGACCCGGACGACUGAUCUGUGUAAAGGAAAGAAUGAAUGGGGCCAUGUACCGAGAGAUUUUGAGUGAAAAUCUCCUUCCAUCAGCAAGGGCAUUGAAGAUGAGACAUGGCUGGGUCUUUCAGCAUGACAAUGAUCCCAAACACACAGGCAGGGCAACAAAGGAGUGGCUUCGUAAGAAGCAUUUCAAGGUCCUGGAGUGGCCUAGCCAGUCUCCAGAUCUCAACUCUGUAGAAAAUCUGUGGAGGGAGUUGAAAGUCCGUGUUGCCCAACGAC